AGAAAGGAAGGCGUGAGGGGGUGGGGGAAGGAGCGGGAGGGCAGGGCAGUGUCGUUGUCUGCUUGGAACUGCCCCCUGUGAAGUACAUGAAAUCUGUUCUCUUCAUAGCAAAAACAAAUUUUUUAAAGGGGGCGUGGAUUUAAGAACACUGCCUGGCCCUGUAGUGGUGUGACUGGGAGGUGCUUGGGUUUCUGUCUGGUCCCUCGGGACUGGAAUCCACAGGGGAAGAGCAGUCGCAGCACGCCUCCACGGCCCUCUUCCCCUCUUCUUGAAGCAGUGCCGGUUAAACCCAGCCAUCCUUGGCCAAGACUCACCCAUGCUGCCGGCACCAUGAAGCCUGUGCUCCCUUGCCACUUCCUGCUGGUGCUCUGCCUGGCGCCGCACCUGGUGCCUGGGAGUCCCAAGGAGCGCUUAAUGAAGUACAUCUUGGAACCUCCACCCUGCAGAUCGGAACCUGAGAAUUGUAACAGAUUCUGCACGCUGCAGGAAGACUGCCUGAAUGGGCUGCAAUGCUGCUCGGCCUUCUGUGGGAUAGUCUGCUCACUGAACAGAACUCCAAAGCGCCGAAGAAACAAGGCCAAGAAAGUAAAAAAAAAAAAAAUACCCUGCUAACCCCUGAGGCAUAGCUCCCGGAGCAAUUGGUUCCAUAAAAUUAACUCAAGUUAAUGGAGAACACUGCAUCCUUGGAAGUAAUGUGACCCCACCCCAUGCUGCGGAACAGCUGCCAACAGUGAUUUCCAACCCCCGGCUAAGUCCCCAGCACCUUUGGAAGGCUUCGCUGCCCUCUACAAUUCUCAAGUGAAUGGGGCCAACCUGCAACUGUGUGGCCGCCCACUCCCACAAUUCUACUUUUCUUCUACUUCCUUUCCCUCUACAAGACGUCCUGGUGACCCCUGACCCAGAGCAGGAAGUACUGGCCAGAAAAAUCUGCAGGACCCUUUACUGACCAGCUGUGGUUCAAACUGACCUGGGUAAGGCAGACCUCUCACGUAGCUUAGCCACUCAAACUGCAGCUGUCACCGUCUUGAUAAUCCGAGCUUGAUCUGUCCUAUACUGGAGGCACCAGUCACAAGAAGCUAUUUAAAUGUAAAGUUGUGUUAAUUACAAUAAAAUAAAAUACUCAGAGGCCAGCACCAUGGAGCAGCCGGUUAAGUUGCCUUUUGCAAUGCCGGCAUCCCAUAUUGGAGUGCUGACUUGAAUCCAGGCUGUUCAUGCUGACCUCGCUUCCUGCUAACAUGCCUGGGAAAGCAGUGGAGGAUGACCCAACUGCUUGGAACCCUGCCUUCCUGGCCUCAACCUGGCUCAGACCUGGCUGUUGAAGCCAUUUAGGGAGUGAACCACAGAUACAAGGUUUCUCUCUCUCUCUCUCUCUCUCUCUCUCUCUCUCUUGCUACCUUUCAAAUAAAUUAAUCUUUUUUAAAAUUUUAAAAAUAAAAUAUCCAAUUGGCUCCUCGGUCUUCCUAGUCAUUUCCUAUGUUCAAUAACCACAUGCUGCUGCCGACAGCUGCUGUUACACAUCACGAACACAGAACACUUCCAUCACACAGACGCUCUCAUACAAAGUAGCGCCGCAAGCUCUAUAAAGCCGUUAUCCAAUUAAUGACGGCUAAUCAAAGACCAUGAUUGCAUAGAUUUUUAAAAAGAUUUAUUUAUUUAUUUAUUCAGUUAUUUGAAAGGGGGGUGAGAGAGAGGGAAAGA
Messenger RNA from Oryctolagus cuniculus (rabbit), 1698 nucleotides. NCBI's taxonomy places the organism in Eukaryota, Metazoa, Chordata, Mammalia, Lagomorpha, Leporidae. The record is from RefSeq and is a predicted model, not a curated record.